Molecule: messenger RNA, 612 nt
Organism: Trichoderma harzianum CBS 226.95
Lineage: Eukaryota; Fungi; Ascomycota; Sordariomycetes; Hypocreales; Hypocreaceae
Exons: 1
Coding region: 1-612 (203 amino acids)
Source: RefSeq, a predicted model, not a curated record
AUGACACCCAACACAGAUACACACAUGCACCACGGCACCGAGGCUGACCAAGUCCUCCCGCUACAUGGUACCCUGGAUCAGGGUAACUUCCAUAUGCCGAACAUGCCACCGGGGCCCAUGUCGAUGACAUCCUAUGUCACACCGCACCCGCACAUGCAACCCUUUCCGACCAACUAUGCCAUCGGGGCGCCGGCCAUGUGGGCUGCCGCCGGCGCCCCUCCGGCUUAUUUCCCGUACAUGAUCGACGCUGCUGGUCAACGUUGGGACGUCGCUUCUUAUUCUGAUUGCAAAGCCGAUUCUGGAGUUGAUCAGAUCAACGGAGUGGUGAUAGUGUGCGACCCGGGGUCAAAUGGGGAGGACCUCCAGGCUCCCCGGGGGAAAUACUAUUACAACGGCUGCAAGAAGCUGGGCACAGGAUCACAGAUCAACGGAAUUGAGAUUGUACAUCACGGCGGCUCCCCGGCACCAGCGGCGCCUGCUAUGCCCGGCCGCUGGGAGAAGAUGGAUAUGCUCACUGCGGAGGGCAAGGAGAUUAAGGGGGCGCCCAAGAACCAGAUUAACGGCGUUAGAGUUAGGCUGAUGAAGAGGUCGGAAAUGGGGACCACGACUUAG